GGCAUGAACUUCAUCGCUGGGUACCUCAUUAUCAUCACUAAAGAUGAAGAGAAAUCAUUCUGGCUGAUGGACGCUCUGCUGGGCAGGAUACUACCAGGUGUGUGUGUGGGAGAGCAGCUCUAUUCCUGUCUCAUCCCCCUGCCGUGGGUCUAUGUAUAUCCCAGCUGAGGUCACAUGGUCUUGAGCCUCGUUAAGACCCAUGUCCCGUCACACGGAGGGGAGGGCUAAUCCUAUGAUGUCACACAGGAAAUUACAUCACGCCCCAGCCCACUACCCCCCCCUUCCUGUUCUGGCAUAGUCGGGCUCCACUCCGGCAAACAGGUGGAUUUGAUCUGAGAUCACGUUCGUCACUGUGUUCAGGGUUGAUAUCUUUGAGGUGUGUUUGUGACUGUUGAUACUAAGUUAUGUGUCCUGUCUAGACUACUACACCCCGGCCAUGCUGGGUCUGAAGAUGGACCAGGAGGUUUUAGGGGAGCUGGUGAGGACCAAAGCCCCAGUUGUGUGGCAGGCCAUGGGGCAACACAACGUCAUGUGGACCCUGGUGGUCUCCAGGUGGUUCAUCUGCCUCUACAUAGACGUCCUGCCUGUAGAGGUGAGGGGGAUGGAGGGCGGGUGAACUAGGGGAUUGAAAAACAAGGAGAGAACUUUGGCAAAAUCUUUGUGGUUGUUGGAGUUCUAUUACUACGUUGAUGCAACUAUUGAAUAUGUGAACGCCCAGUCAGGUUUGAGUCUGUGAUCUGUUGUAGAAGGGCUAUUAAAUAAUGCUUUAUCAGUGCUGACUAAGACACUGAGCUUUAUCAGAGGCUCAGCUCCACAACAGGUCUGAAUCAGGUUUCCAGGGCAGAAUGGGAUCUGUGUGUCAGGAGAUCAGUCUGCUGAGCUGAACUAAGUCCAGGGCUGUGUCCUGGAGCAGCAGGGAGGGAAGGAUGACGCGGUAUCAUGAAGUAGAAUGAUCAUGAAGAACAAUCUUUACAUCUUUCAUCACCGUGCCUAGUGUCACUGUCUACCGUCUCAGCUAAUAUGACUGUCCUGCUGCCCUUCUGUUGUUAUUAAACCUGACUGUCCUGCUGCCCUUCUGUUAUUAAACCUGACUGUCCCGCUGCCCUUCUGUUGUUAUUAAACCUGACUGUCCCGCUGCCCUUCUGUUGUUAUUAAACCUGACUGUCCUGCUGCCCUUCUGUUGUUAUUAAACCUGACUGUCCCGCUGCCCUUCUGUUGUUAUUAAACCUGACUGUCCCGCUGCCCUUCUGUUGUUAUUAAACCUGACUGUCCCGCUGCCCUUCUGUUGUUAUUAAACCUGACUGUCCUGCAGCCCUUCUGUUGCUAUUAAACCUGACUGUCCUGCUGCCCUUCUGUUGUUAUUAAACCUGACUGUCCCGCUGCCCUUCUGUUGUUAUUAAACCUGACUGUCCCGCUGCCCUUCUGUUGUUAUUAAACCUGACUGUCCCGCUGCCCUUCUGUUGUUAUUAAACCUGAUGCUCUCCUCUCUCCAUUCUCCUUGGUUCUCCUACUCAGACGGUUCUGCGUAUCUGGGACUGUCUGUUCUACGAGGGUUCUAAGAUCCUGUUCCGUGUGGCUCUGACAUUGAUAAGGAACCAGCAGGCUGAGGUCCAGCAGGCUGGUUCCCUGCCUGACGUCUGUGACAGCUUCAAACACAUGACCAGAGGCCCCUAUGUAGAGGACUGCCACACCUUCAUGCAGGUACACAUAUACACACACACUGAAAUGAACAUUGUGUGUGUGUGUGUGUGUACCAUGAUGAUCUCUGUAAUCCUUUGUCCUGCUGCUUUCCCAGAAAAUCUUCACGGAACCCGGAAGCCUCUCCAUGGCAACCAUCACCAAGCUCCGGGAGAUGUGUCGAGCACGCAUCAUCGCUGAGGAGUCCUGA
Molecule: messenger RNA, 1888 nt
Organism: Coregonus sp. 'balchen'
Lineage: Eukaryota; Metazoa; Chordata; Actinopteri; Salmoniformes; Salmonidae
Source: the annotation of a GenBank genome assembly